AAAAAAAAAGGGAAGAAAAUGUUCCUAAAAGUUGCUUGAGUUACAAGUUUGUUUUGGGCAUCUUUUUGUUGGUUGGCUAAUCAGUAAUGAAAAAGGGAUAUCAUAGUGGAUCACAUGUGUGUGUAAAGUGUAAUUACACUAACCCUAAAAUCACUUCCAUCGUUGGAACUAUUAGACCCAAACCAUAAAAAUUGAUCCACUCGAAAAUAGGGUUACAAAAAGGCCGACCAAACUCGAGAACUACAGAUGGUUACGUGUUGGGGUCUUAUUGCUCUUUCUCCGACUACCAUUGCCAACUCCCCUGUCUCCUCUGCUUCUACCCCUUCCUUUUCCCUUCAUCCCUUUUUCUGAACUUUCUUCCAAUCAGCAAACUCAUCCAUGGCGGAUGCCAAGAAGGUUGUGCUCAUGAUGCUUAAAGUGGACCUGCAGUGCCAUCGGUGUUAUAAGAAGGUCAAGAAAGUUCUCUGCAAAUUCCCUCAAAUUCGAGACCAGAUUUAUGAUGAGAAACAAAACCUUGUGAUUAUCAAAGUGGUUUGUUGUAAUCCUGAGAAGCUGAGAGAUAAAAUUUGCUGUAAGGGCUGUGGGGUUAUCAAAAGCAUUCAAAUCCAAGACCCUGAAAUUCCCAAGCCCGUCGAUCCUCCGCCGCCCCAAACCGUCGAUCCUCCGCCGCCCCAAAAGGUCACCGAUUCUCCUCCGCCGAAAAAGCCCGACCCACCUCCGCCCCAGAAGGUCAUCGAUCCUCCUCCGCCGAAAAAGCCCGACCCACCUCCGCCCCAGAAGGUCAUCGAUCCUCCUCUGCCAAAAAAGCCCGACCCACCGCCUCCUCAAAAGGUCGUCGAUCCUCCGGCGCCGCCCAAGAAGGCCGAUCCUCCACCUCCAGCGCCGCCCAAGAAGGUCGAUCCUCCGCCGGUCGUCGUCCAGAAUCCCCCACCAGUACAAGCCAAGCCGGUACCAAGGAACACAUGCGUGCCGGUUGCAGGGUACCCGCCGGCAUACCCGAUGGGGGUGUGCUGCAGGGAGUGCUAUGAAGGGCGCGGUGGGGGCCCGUGUUACAGUGGGUUCGGUAGGCCGCGCUCAUGCUGCGAGGGGUGCGCUUCUGGAAGGCCUAUUUACGAUAGCUAUGGCGGAGGGAGGAGUUGUUACAUCAGCCCCUGUGAGUAUCUAAAUGAAGAAAAUGCGACAGGAUGCAGUGUAAUGUGAGGCGUUGCAGCUCGUGAAUGGUGCCAGUGACGUCCAUGCGCACCUUAUGGUUAUGAUAAUAAGGGAGUUCUAAUUACAUUACAAUGUGGCCUGGCCUCACUAUAGAGCUCGGCAUUGAGGCUUCAAGGGCGUAACAGAAUAAUAAUUCAUUUCAUUAUGUUCAUCUUGGUUAUUAGUUUUCAAUAACUUAAGAUAGUUAAAAACGCUCAUUCCUCAAUUCGAAAGCUCUAAGAUGUCAACGUAUGUAGAAAAGUAAAUGAAAACCAGACUGAAUUCGAACCGGA
Messenger RNA from Cucurbita pepo subsp. pepo (vegetable marrow), 1484 nucleotides. NCBI's taxonomy places the organism in Eukaryota, Viridiplantae, Streptophyta, Magnoliopsida, Cucurbitales, Cucurbitaceae. The record is from RefSeq and is a predicted model, not a curated record.